UGAAAACCCAGUUUUUGGCAUGGAAAGGGUGUGCCGGGAAAUGUAGGAUUUUGAGGAGUUGGAACUUGGAAGUGGACGCAAGUCUGUUCUUUCUGAGAACGAAACGAAACUGGUUCAAAGCGUCUUCUUCACUACUCUUCACUGAAGUCACAUGGAGUGACUGUCCAUUCAUUUUACUGUCUGCAUUUUUCUUGGAUUAAAAUAGGAAGGUGCUGCUGGACCCACUCUAGGCUAUAGUAAGGCCUCGUGAGAACUAUGAUAAGUCUGCUGAGUGAUGUUAACCCCGAAUGGGAUUUGUGCCUAGCUGUGGCUGUGGUUGGAUUUACCAUUAUUGCUAAUGCUUACAGGGUCUGGAAGAGUAAGUCAGACUUGUUCUGGGACACAUGUGCCAUCUCCACCUCCAUCUCCACCAGACUCUCCCUCAAAGUUAACAUCAGCCCUUUCACCCAUGUCCAGCCACCCCGCUGAAAUGGAGGAGAGCCAGAGUUCCACAAAAGACCAACAGAACUCUGUAAAGCCAGACAAAUAUAAGGACAUAAGGGAGCGUGCACAGGCAGCCAUAGACAGCAUCCCCUUGUGGGCUAAGGAGGAUAAGUAUCUUGGCCAAUCAAAGCUAAAGCUUAAACCCCGACGCCAACACACAGACAAAGGUCACCAAGUUAUCAAUACGGCCGUGGAGAGCAUGCUUGAAGAUGUGUUGAAGGAGCUCUUAAGUAGACUGCAAGUCAAGUACACAGCUGAAGAUAUGAAGAAACUAAACACAAAUCUCCGGACUUUAUUCACAAAACCUGAAGAAAAAACCCUUAGGGAAACCAUGGUGGUUGACCUCGGUCACAAGGUGCCUGAUUUCAGUAGACAGGUGUUUGGUAUUUUCUGUAACAUUCUGAUUCAAAGCAUUGCUGACUACAUGGAGGACUCCAUCAAAUAUAUCCAUAAUAGUUCCCGUAAGCGCCUAUCCAAGCGUGUGAAUGAAAUCACUGAGCUCAUGAACCAGUAUGAGGUUUAUGUGGAUGCUGUAGCACGGGAUGAGUGGAUACAGAUUGGGAACAGAAAUAACCAAGUUUAUAGCAAAUCAGAGGACCGAAAGAGGGUUUAUGAGGUGAUGAGAGAUAUGGUUAAAGGAGAUUUGAAGAACAUCUUGGGUUAUUUGACAAAGAUUCUUGGAAAAAGCAAGAUAGCCUAUCAGAAUGACCUUGAUAUCUCCUAUUACUGGUCUUAACUGGGAUCCCUUGGCAGGAGAGGACACUAUAACAAUAUGAUUUAAAACGUAAUCUUGAUGCCUAUACAGUAUUUUUCUCCUUAUUUCUACUUUUCAAAUUUUCAUAAAUGAUAAUACUGUUAUUUUUCUGUUGUUAUUUGUGAUUCUCAAUUGUAAAUGCCUUUGGUGUUACUGUUGUCAUUAUGUUCAUCAUUUGUAUAAUAUUUUGUUAUUAUUGCAUGCACACAUGCCCAAUAAAUAAAUGGUUG
This is a messenger RNA of Sardina pilchardus (European sardine), 1467 nucleotides long. RefSeq lists its product as uncharacterized. Lineage: Eukaryota; Metazoa; Chordata; Actinopteri; Clupeiformes; Clupeidae. The coding region runs from base 338 to 1219 and encodes 293 amino acids. The transcript has 3 exons. The record is from RefSeq and is a predicted model, not a curated record.